Messenger RNA from Cryptococcus deneoformans JEC21, 1350 nucleotides. RefSeq lists its product as hypothetical. The coding region runs from base 830 to 1027 and encodes 65 amino acids. The record is from RefSeq and is a predicted model, not a curated record. NCBI's taxonomy places the organism in Eukaryota, Fungi, Basidiomycota, Tremellomycetes, Tremellales, Cryptococcaceae. The transcript has 3 exons.
CCUGCUUGCUGCUGCCUACCCGCCCUUAUCUUUACUUCCUGUCGCUUUCCGCUGACAUUGCUGCAGUUCUAACGGCAACUUUUUGCACCACACCGAGCUUGCUGGACGUAUAAAGUAGCAGCCAAGCAAACCGCUUACACCUGUAGCCACUAUCCGUGUCGGUUAUCUGUGAGGCAAACACGACGAUUGUUCUCUGUCUUAUGUUCUCUGCUUGCGGUCCUAGCCGUGGCGACGAGCUCCUUUGAAACACUUUCAGAGUCCUUUGGCUGGUAAUCUAUCUAUUAUCACCUCACAAGCCAUCAGCAAUUAUCUCCCUUCCUUCCUUCCUCCUCUGCCGCACCCCGCAGAGACAUCCUCCAGUGAUCUCCUUAUAAAUUACUGCCCAUACCCCGCAGAUCCUCCAGUACAUCCACCAUCUAUCGUUUCCCUUCUCCCCGGCCCGCUUCUUCAAAAGAAGCCUCGACAAUCGCAACUCGCAACGCAAUCCCACACCGUCCAGGAUCAGCUGUCGGUGUCCACGCAGAUAACGUCAUUGCCGUCUGUAUUCGUUGAUCCUUCGCUUUUUUCGGCGAGACGAAAGGCAGUUCUGCAACGUGUUUUGGGUGGCAACGCUGCUAACACUUUGACACACGUCCCAAGCAAAAAGCGGUAUAAAUACCAAAAAAGGACGGAGACUGGGUUGCAAUUCAGACAGCUCUCCCUACACAACUUAGUCCUCAAGCAUCCACGACUUGGCUCCAGUCUUAGAACCCGUCCUGUUAUACUUGUGAUACCAUUACACAUAUACCCUAUCCGUUCAGGCAACCAAUCAAUUCCAUUGCCCACCAUAAUGUGCUUUGCUCAGAACACUUUUAUCUCCUCGCCAGUGAACCAUCACUCCCACUCACAGUCAUGCUCUGCGCCCAUGUGCUCUUACACAGACGGGAACUAUCCGGAUGAUCAUGUAUGCGAGUGUGGCAGCUGCAAGUGUCUAGUGGUCACCAAAAACAAGCUCUGCGUAAACUGUAAAAAGGGCAACCAUGCAUAACGAAGGCUGGUGCAAUUAACAGAUCAGAGAUCUCCUUUUUGUCCAGCGAAGACGCAGAGAAGAUGUUUGUGAAACGGCACAUUAACGAACACAGUCUUAUAUGACGUCGUUUCUCUUCGUUUGUUCAUCAACAUUAUCGAUCAGGGGUUUUGACUGAGGCGAGAGAGCGUUGAAUGUCGAGCGCUAGAUUGAAGUCUCAAGCGCUAUAGAAGACUUGCGCAACAAGAGUUAUACAUACAAGUACAGAAUUUGGACAUAAUAGUCUGGGCUGGGUUAUGCAUUGAUUGCGUGAAGCACACGCUGAGGUACGCAUGGAAAAAGAA